Molecule: messenger RNA, 2498 nt
Organism: Strongylocentrotus purpuratus (purple sea urchin)
Lineage: Eukaryota; Metazoa; Echinodermata; Echinoidea; Camarodonta; Strongylocentrotidae
Product: E3 ubiquitin-protein ligase TRIM71
Exons: 2
Coding region: 178-2232 (684 amino acids)
Biological process (GO): positive regulation of DNA-templated transcription
Cellular component (GO): chromatin; nucleoplasm
Molecular function (GO): ubiquitin-protein transferase activity; zinc ion binding
Source: RefSeq, a predicted model, not a curated record
GGAUAUUGGUACAAUCUACUACAUCACUGCAUAUAGUUUGUGCUUGCAUAAAACGGACUUUUGGCUCCUAUAAGUAAACAUCAGCUGAUCACACUUUCAAGUGUUAUUAGACAUUGGAUUUAGGCGUAGAAUGAGCUCCUGUAUGUGAUUAUAGUCAGAAAUCCAAUAUUUGUAGCAAUGGCUGCGAAGACUGAGGAAGAGAAAGCUCCAAGCUCUUCAAAGAAUCUGACGUGUCCACUAUGUCUUGGUAUCUUCGACGAGGCAACCAUCCUGACUUCAUGCGGACACACCUUCUGUCGGAAAUGUCUCAAGAACUGUGACCUGUCCCACCAAGAUCUCGAUCACAUGAUCUGUCCUCUCUGCAGGAAGAUCACCAAGUUGUCUGCGAACCGUGUCGAUGAUUUCCUCACCAAUGUGACUGUCAACGCACUGGUAGACGAUUACCACGCCAAGAGUGGAGGGGUGAACGCUGUCCUUGAGAUGCGUCCAAAAUGCACUGCUUGUAAGUGUCAGCAAGAUGCUGUCUCAUUCUGCUGUACAUGUAAUAACUACAUUUGUGAUAAGUGUCUGGAUUGUCAUCAACAUCUUACAGUCUUUGAAGGUCACGAGAUUGUUUCCAUACAGGAUAUCAACAUAGGGAAAGUCAGUAUUGGUCAUCUAUCUGAGAAGUGCUGCAUCCACAAACAAGAGAACAAUGAUAUGUUUUGUGAGGACUGUAAGGUCCAUGUCUGUCUCAAGUGCGUGAUCGUCGGUCAUCAAAAUCAUAACAUCAAGAAUCAGGCUGACUUCGAGCAGCAGUUACGGCUUAAGGUGAACGACCUUGUCCAGCGAUGUGUCGCUAAGAAGACAGAACUGGAGAAGAACAUUCAGAAUAUUGAAGUACAACGCCAUGAAGUAUACACUGCCUUGCAGAAACUACUGGACGAUGUCAGUCAAGCCUACAGCAUCAAGGCCAAAGAGCUUGAAGAAAAUCAUCGAAAUCUCAUCGAGCAAAUCAAUGCAGUAAAGCGGAGUUUCGAUGACGACCUCAAUGUCUUUAAAUCCAAGGAUCGACAGAGGAUCAAGAGUAUUUGUAGUUCAAUAACACUGGUAUCUAAUGACAGACUGGGUCUUCUUGAGACAGGCAGUCUGUCUGCUCAUGCCUUGCUCUGUGAGGAGCUGGAUGCCAUGCUGAAGGAGGCUACUGAUCACACUUCUGCGGCAGCCAUUACGAAGAAAGCACAGGAGAAUAGGUUCAAGCCUGCAGAUGAUACUCGUCUCGAACUCGGGAGCAUCUCGGAAUCAGCUACUGAUCACACUUCUGCUGCAACCAUUACGAAGAUAGCACAGGAGAAGAAGUGCAAGCCUACAGAUCAUACUCGUCUCGAACUCGGGAGCUUCUCAGAAUCAGCUACCGAUCACAGUACUUCUGCUGCAGCCAUUACGAAGAAAUCACAUCCUAAGUUGCAAGUCAUUCAGUGCGUAGAUCUACCGACAAUGAUAGAGGGUAUGACCCCGUACUCUGAGGACAGUGUAGCCAUCGGAUAUUCGGAUAAACCUGGUAUAUAUAUCGUAGAUUCAGCUGGUAAACAGGAGCAGUAUACAAACAUACCAAGUAUGACGUGUUAUGAUCUUGUGUUUCAACAAGACAGGUCGUUAUGUAUAUCGAUGAAAGGAUCGAUGGGUAGCGAUGAAGUACGAAUAUAUUCUCCCAAUGGAUCCAGGAAAUCAAACAUCCAUUUUAAUAACAGUGGCGAAACUGUCCAACUAAACAGAAGUCCAUCAAAUGAAAUCCUCUUGGUUAACGGUGAGAAGAAAGUCUAUAUCUAUAACCCGACUGGAUCCACUCUCAAACACACUGUUCCAACAAAACACAACCAGGUGAGUCAGGUAUCUGCUACCAGGUGGGGUUUGAUCGUCACGAGUUCAGCUCAUCACGGUCCAGGCGUGGUGACGGUCUAUGACAGGGAUGGGAAUGCUGGUGAGUCUCUACAAGAUCCAGACGACGAUGUCAACCUGUUUGCUGCCGUGGAUAAGCAGGACAGGGUGUAUGUAGCGAGUGUUAAUCGUUGGAGAAAUAAGGUAGCGAUCAGUCUCUAUGACCUUGAUGAUUUGCACCUAAAGGAGAGAGUUGAGUUCAAUGCACUAAAUCUGAAACAUGGUAGUCAUUAUAGUUGCUUUGUUUCCCUCUCUCCAGACAUGCUCGCGUUUGCUUCUUCCAGGAAGUUGUAUUUUAUCAAGGUAUCACUGUAAUCCAUCUCAAACUCUAUAUUACCGUUUUUAUUGGUGUGUAUACCUCUCUCCUCCAGCUCUACCCUAAUAUCAGCCUAUGUGCCAUAUUCUAUUGCUUGUUAUGUAAUAACUUAACGUAUGAUAUGAUUCUUAUUCUUUCGAUAUAUUUUAAUUGCAUGUAUACAGUUUGUCAUUAUCAAAAAAUAAUGAAAAAGUCCCCCUCUCGAAAUAUUGUGUUAAUACGUAAAAUAUACAUAAACUACACUGUCGCUCAUAUACACUGUUGG